Ogataea philodendri is the source of this 1539-nucleotide messenger RNA. RefSeq lists its product as uncharacterized. NCBI's taxonomy places the organism in Eukaryota, Fungi, Ascomycota, Pichiomycetes, Pichiales, Pichiaceae. The transcript has a single exon. Bases 1 to 1539 code for a protein of 512 amino acids. The record is from RefSeq and is a predicted model, not a curated record.
AUGGAACAGGGUCAAUUUGGAGGGCUGCGACCAAACGGUGGCGCAGACAACGAUGCGAACGAGCUCGGCCCGGGCGGAUCAGCCGGGUCGCACUACACUUUGCCUGGAAUAAUGCAGUAUUUGCAAUCGCAGUUCACACUGGUGGAGCGCAAUAGAAUGAUGAACGAUCUGGAGAAGUCGGCGUUGAAACUGCGGAUCGUGGAGCUUGAGAGCGAGCGCAACACGUUGCGACUGGAGAAUGACAAGCUCAAGGCCCGCGUUGAGGCUUUGGAGAGUUCUGGGCCGGGCUAUUCAAACGGAAAGGGGAAGUCUGUUGACGAGUCCGAGGUGGACCAAUUGCUAAGCAUAUCGAGUGUUGACGUGACCAAGCUGGUGAAGGCCAAGCAAUUUUUGAAAACGGCCACAAACGAGAUCCUGUAUCUUCUAAAGAGCCCCUCUGUUGAGUUGUCUGACAACUUGAACAUCACAAAGGACGGGUCGCACGAAUUGUACAUCCAUCCAGAGUCGCAUCUGGACACUCCGUCAGAGAAGGUUAGCUCACCGUCCAGCGCAGAUUAUCUGGACAUGGCCAUUUCGUUGCAGGCUAACCCUAAAAGCACGGAGAUCAACGAAAAGAAUCUUUUUGCAAGCACAUCUAAGCCGUCAGACACAGUAAUUGACAAGGAGCCUGUUUCCGUGGGAAUUUUGGUGGACGGAUUGUUCUUUGGCUACGUUCCGGACCACAAGGUGAUCAAAGUCUGGACCGAUCUGGACUCGUCGCCGCGUCUCAAGCAUACGGUACUUGUUGGUCCUACGAAGGUCAACGAGAUCGCGUACAGUUCGGGUGUGUUAACAGUGUUGGGAGAUAAACAGGUACUUGCAUACAAGCUCGACGGGCCGGAGAUCAGUCUGCCGUUGGCCACGUACGAAUGGGACGAUAAAGUCAAGAGUUUCGACUUUGUCGGCAACCGAUUGGCGGCGAUUUUCGACUCCAAAGUGGAGAUCCUCAAGCUGGACGUCCAGGACGAGUGUUUCGAGCUUGUUUCCAGCAUCGACCAUAAUCUGGAAGACAAGUUUCUCAAGGCCAAAUUCAUCAAUCUUGACGGCUACGAUUUGGCCAUUCUUUCCAGCAAAUCGCUCAUUUUGCGGAACACAAAGCAACAAUUAAGCAACAAGUUGACCAGUAUGAAGAUGCUCAACGUCGCCACCUUCGAGAGCGUCAUGAUGACCCAGGAGUAUGUGGUCUUGAAAGACAAAGCGUCGCUAUAUUCAAUCUGGUUCAAAGAUUUCGUUACAGAUCGACGAGAAUUCCCUGAGUUGAGCUCGCCAGACUCGCAGCUGGGGUGCUCGCUCGAUAAUCCAUCGCAGGUGUUCAUUCUCAGCAACGACAAAGGUGAAAAAAGAAUCUCUUAUUACCAAUGGUACCCUGAAAUUUUCCGAAUUGCGUCCAACUCUUGCGUGGUGGACAAAGACCUUGAGUGGAUCUGUUUGGGACAGUUAGGCGCCAAAAAGGGAGUGGUUGGUGUCUCUUCAGCUGGACUGACGGUUUUCAAUAAUUGA